UUAUUACAAUCAUUAUCACUUAGUCCAUCACUAGCUACAGGGUACGUACGUGUGCUGCAAGUCGACGCACUAGGUGCAAGGUAUAUAUGAUAUCGAUGGAGGCAGGUGGGCGGUGGAUGAUGGAUGGCACGGCGGCGUCAGCGUGGACACCCGGCGGCGAUGAUAAUAACCACCAUUUCUUGGGUGUGGGGUACCGGUUCCGGCCGACGGACUUGGAGCUGGUGGAUUACUUCUUGAGAGGGAAGAUUAUGGGUGUGCCCAUCACUCAUCCGAUCAUUCAUACCAUUAAUAUCUACGAAACCCAUCCCAGGGACAUUCUUUGCAAGUACGGGACAGUGGGAGAAGAUGCAUGCUAUUUCUUCGUGAAGCAGUCAAGGAAACGGCCGAGCAGGAAAGCCGGGAAUGGGUAUUGGAGGGCAUCCGGUUCUCAUCCGGUCCGGGCCGGAAAGAAGGAAAUCGGGUCCAAGAAGACAUUUGCAUAUCACGAAGGCUUUCAACAAAAGAGUGGUUUCAAGGGACUGAAAACGGACUGGCUCAUGCAAGAGUUUACUCUCAAUCAUAAUACUG
This is a messenger RNA of Cuscuta epithymum, 567 nucleotides long. The record is from the annotation of a GenBank genome assembly. Lineage: Eukaryota; Viridiplantae; Streptophyta; Magnoliopsida; Solanales; Convolvulaceae.